CUCUCACAAUUCCGCUCCGACAAGUGCUGUUCGGUUACACACGAAUUGACUUUGAUUUACGGUAGAGUCUCAUGGUCUCUUUACUCAGCCAUCUAGUUGCCGGAUGGUGCUGCUACCAAUCUACUGUCUCAUGCUCAUGAACUCUGUAAUCCCCGCCUCCGAAUACAGCGGGGCGCCUGCUUCGUUUGCGAAGAUCGUUGCCCUUUACGUUGUCAUGGAUCUUGAAAUCGUCCCAAGCCAUCUCUCAAAGUACGCGGCAACGAUAAACCAUGCUCGGACUUGGACCUCCCUUUACUGGUUCUCGCCUCAGUUCAACCCCUGGAAGGGGUAAAAAAACAGGCAGGACCCGAAGAAGUGGAUCGCUAAUUUUAAACGUUCGAUGCUCCGUCAGGGCAUUCUAUUAAUAUAUUG
Molecule: messenger RNA, 411 nt
Organism: Desarmillaria tabescens
Lineage: Eukaryota; Fungi; Basidiomycota; Agaricomycetes; Agaricales; Physalacriaceae
Exons: 4
Coding region: 104-331 (75 amino acids)
Source: RefSeq, a predicted model, not a curated record